UGUAACCGUCCACGUUUCAGGCUACUCCUGCUCGUCCCUCUUUGUCCGAUGGCGAGAGAGCAGGCCACGGCAAAUUAUGGCACAAUUCGCGUUUUUCCCCACUAAUUCGAGUUAAAUGUUGGACCAGCGAGCAUACGCCGUGCGAGCGAGGACCGGUUUGCCGGCCGUGACCCGCCGCGGAGUUUGAAUAUUAAACGGAACGAGCGGCGUGAGCAACGGAGAAAGGUAGUGUUAGCUAAAUGGCUGCCGAAUCGGGGAGACUACUGGCGGGACAUGGAAAACGAGGCAAAGCCUCACAAAUGAAGAGUCCAGAGAAGAAGAAGGCGAGGAAGUCCACGUCACAGGCGGCGGGGUUCUCGCACCUCACAGAGUUUGCACCCCCUCCCACGCCAAUGGUGGACCACCUGGUGGCCUCCAACCCUUUUGACGAUGAUUUCGGCCCGCCAUCUCGACCCAGUGGAGGGGGCGCGCCAGGCAGCGCCCCGUUCCUUCCCAGUCCAGGUGCAGGUGGAGGGAGCGGCUAUGGCGGCACGGGCCGAAUGGGCGGCGGCGGCAUGGGUUUCAUGGGGGGACCGGGCGCAGGGCAGCCUGGACCAGGACGCAGACCGCCGUUUGGACCGCCGUCCAACGCUGGACCGCCGCACCACCAGCUGGGUUUUGGGGGGAUGCCUGGCUUUGGAGGAGGGGGCGGGAGCGGCGGUGGGGGAGGAGGUGGAGGCGGUGGGUUCCCUCCCGGGGGCCCGUCUCAGUUCAAUAUACCACCAAACUUUAGUCCCCCCAUGCACCCUGGGUCAGGCUUUAACCCCAUGUUGUCUCCAGGCGGUAUGGGAGGUCCUGGAGGAGGUGGUCCACCCCACCCUCGAUUUGGCAUGCCCCCACAACAGCAACAUGGACAAGGUGGGCACCCGUUCAACAGCCCUCCGUUACCUGGUGGAGGCGGCCCCAGAGGGCCCCCGCAUGGCCCCAUGCCUCCAAUGGGUGGCAUGGGGCCUGGCCAGGGGAUGAACAUGAUGAGUGGGAUGGGUGGUGGUCCCGGAGGCAACAUGUUGGGGGGCUUGCCAGGUAUGCCUCCUCAAGGACAAUUCCCCCCCUCACAGGAUGGCCCCUAUCCUGGUCCCAGCCCACCGGGACCCGGCAAUGAGGAUGGAAAGAACUUUGGGGGAGGAGGACCUCCAUCUGGGCCUCAACAGCAGCUUAAUUUAAACCCCAACGGGCCCCCACCUCCUAAUAACACCACCCCCGGCCCUCCUCCUAACUCUGGUCCAUCACAGCCUGGAGGAGACUUCCCCGGCCACCCUGACAUGCAGCAGUCUAAUGCCAACACACCUGGCCAGCCGCCCUCGGCGCAGCCCCAGCCCAAUCCCAACUCCUCCCCCAGCGGCCCCCUGAAUGGGUCAGGUCAGCCCCAGCACCCGACCCCCAACAAUGCCAACACCCCCAACUCGAACAACUCCGCCCAGCAACAGCAACAGUCAACUCCGCCCAACUCAGCCCCAGGCUCCGUCUCUCACAACCAGCAGAACAACACCCCCGGUACCGGCGGUCCCAUGGCCAACGCGGCCCCCAAUUCGGGUCAGAACAACAUGAGCAACAACAACAACGGAGGCAGCACACCUAGUAACAACCCCAACCCGCCCUCCAACUCCACCUCCACCCCCAACACCCAGUCCCCCUUGCCCCCGGGCCCGUCCGCCCCCUCGACCGGGCCCGGCUCCGGUCCGGGGAAGCUAGGCGGCCCCGGCAUGGUGUUCCCCUGCGGCCUGUGUAUGUCUGAGGUGCACGACGACCAGGAUGCCAUCCUGUGCGAGGCUUCGUGCCAGCGCUGGUUCCACCGUGACUGCACGGGCUUGACGGAACCCGCCUAUGGACUGCUGACCCGGGAGAGUGCCGCCGUGUGGGCCUGUGACUUCUGCAUCAAGACCAAGGACAUCCAGGCUGUUUUUGUGCGCCAAGGACUGGGCCAGCUGGUGGCCGUCAACGAGAGCUGAGGAUUCCGGGGAAGAAUUAAAAAAACACUUGACGAGCCCUUUACUCGUUCACUGCAUAACCAUCACUUGACAUCCUUGCUUAUAUGUAAAAAUAGCACUUUGAGUGAAAUAAACACCCCUCCAAUACCACCACCACAGAAGAAGAAACAAUUAUGAAUGUUAACUGACACACACCUUUUCGGACAACCAGCACUGACACCAACACACUACCUCACACAUACUGACUGGCACACAAGCUCCCGCACUGAUUUAUAAUUGUUGACCACCCCACCACACAAUAAAAAUGUAUACAAAGUUCAGUUUGAGUCGCCCUAGAAUCCCCCUGCCCCCCACAUGUAUUUAUUGUUAACAUCACACAAAGAGUGCCUGAACUUGUCAAGGGUCUUUUUAAUCAUUAUGUGGUCGUCAGGACAUUAAACAAUCGCUGUACCCUCGUUACGUUGAAUCCAAAGCAGAAGCAGCGGGGUUUACGAGUUGUGUUCCUUCAUACCUCAUUAAGUAGAGCUCGGCAUUAAAUAAAAAAAAAAAAGCCGACUGGUGAACGAAACAAGGUUUUUAAAAAGGACAGCAUUCAAGUCAGGCAUUUGGUCCCUGAAUUGUAAACUCAGUGCUUUUCGGAUGUUGUUAUUCUUGGAAAGAGUGGCACAUCAAACAAUGCAGUAUCGGUCCCGUGUUGAUAUUCCCGCUUUCCCGGGGACACCAUAUGACAAAAGAAAAAAAAGUGCGGAAAAUUGUGUUUGUUGAUAUUGUCCCUUCAUGAUUCAAUGUCCAAGUUGCCUUUCUUUAUGAUUUCGUUUGGAUUCUGGACUCGGGAGCUUUUUGUACCAGCUGAUAUUUGUGCUGUGCGCUGCGCCUUCUUGCGACAGCUGGAGGCAUAACAUCUGAUUGGAGAAAAAAGGGGUGGCAGUGCGGUGUGUGGGAGAAGUGUUGAAAAUUGAAGUAAAGCCAAGGUUCUUUUUUUAUUUUUUUUUUGUACAUUUGUCCGAUUAUUUCCACAUGUCUUCUGGGGUUUAUAUUAAACUUAAGUAACGUAA
Messenger RNA from Phyllopteryx taeniolatus (common seadragon), 3022 nucleotides. It is a transcript of the gene pygo2, whose product is annotated as pygopus homolog 2 (Drosophila). The coding region runs from base 240 to 1988 and encodes 582 amino acids. The transcript is spliced from 4 exons. The record is from RefSeq and is a predicted model, not a curated record. NCBI's taxonomy places the organism in Eukaryota, Metazoa, Chordata, Actinopteri, Syngnathiformes, Syngnathidae.